Molecule: messenger RNA, 1881 nt
Organism: Purpureocillium lilacinum
Lineage: Eukaryota; Fungi; Ascomycota; Sordariomycetes; Hypocreales; Ophiocordycipitaceae
Biological process (GO): lipid metabolic process
Molecular function (GO): phosphoric diester hydrolase activity
Source: RefSeq, a predicted model, not a curated record
AUGAGGCACAGCCAACAGCUGGCCAUCCUCGUCUGGGUGGCCGCAUUCACGGCGAUACACGCGCUGGUCGCGCCGUCUCGCCAAUCCAUCGGCCGGUAUACCGAAACCGUCGACGGCAAUGUCGCCGACACGGGCUGUAAGAAGAGCGAUAGGACUUACAGCAGCGAGAGUCCCAAAGCGGGCAGCUUCAUGCCAUGGAAGCUGCUUGAGCCCCAGAAUGCGUGGAGCAGCGGCAAGCAGUACAUUACCAUUGUUAACCUGACGCCCCAUCGCUUCAAGCUCGACUCUACCCACUCGUAUCAAAUGGACGAGUUCAACUUUGGCGACGUCCCGCAGGGCCAAGCGCGCCAAAACAUAGCACACUACACUGAGCGAAAGGGCGCCAACGCCAAGGACGACAACGGCGAGGCGUACUACAGCAUCGAGGGCACCAACAAGAAGUUCGUCAUCCGAGCGACAACUCACAUUCCGGACGCGCACUCGCGGCGGACCAUUAUUGACCUGAGCGGCAUGGGCAUGGGCCAGCGCGAGUACCUCGACCCAGCCCAGGAGUCGCCCGUCACGCUCGUCAUCACCGGCAGCAACGACUACGGCUUCAUCACCUCGAUCCGGUACGGCGCGGGCAACUGGAUGAGAGGCAUCUACGACGUCAUCAAAGACCGCCAGAUUCAGCACAUUGUCAUGCCGGGCACGCACGACUCUGGGAUGAGCACUAUUAGCGGCAAAAUUGUGUCCCUCGGCAUCGCGGCCAACACGCAGACGCAGGGCAUCAACAUCUACAACCAGUUGUGGGCGGGCGCGAGAUGGUUCGACCUGCGCGUCGCCUCCGUCCACGACAACGCCAACACCGGCGACUACGGCUUCUGGGUCCUCCACGUAAACGACGAGCGGGCCGACAUUGCCAUUGGCAACUCGGGCGAGUCGCUGGACGACGUCGUCAACGAAAUCAACAAAUUUACGGCUCAGAACCCCGGAGAGGUCGUCUUCUUUCGCAUCAGGUAUUUGAUUGGUAUCCGCAAGAUUCCUAGCCGGGGCCCCAUCAACUGGAACAAGGACAUUGUCAAUGCCUUUUUUGGCAAGCUUAAGGGCGUCAACAACCGCUGCCCGAACUUGGACCCGAACGUCAAGUUCAACAAGCAGACUGCGUCGUACUUUAUGGACCAGAACGGCGGCAAGGGCUGUGUUGUCUUUAUGCUCACGGGUGAUCUGCCGAACGAUGUGCCUCAGGACUCUGUCGGCGACGGCAUUUACAAGGGCAACAGGAUGGAUGUCUGGGAUAACUGGUCGAACCUCGCAGAGACGGAGCCCAUGGCAAAGGACCAGGUCGCCAAGUGGAAGACGGUCGGGCGGAGCGGCAACUUCAACAACGACCAAUUUCUCAUCUCGCAGUGGAUCGUCAGCGCCGACGCCGUCAAGACGACCUUUUUCGGCAUCCAAAACAUUGCCAUUAUGCCGACGAACCCUGCGCUGUACUGGAUGGGCGUCAACAACAUGUCACCAGAGACCUGGCCCAACGUCCUCCUGGUUGACUACCACGGCGUGGUCGUCACGGACCAGUCGAGCUGGAAUGAGCUGAGCGCCGAGCUGUACACCUUGGCCAUUGGCAUGAACCUGUACAUGAUAAGCGAAAACUGCGACAUCAGCACCCGGCGGUCUCCGCUGCUGCCCAAGGCCAACGGCCGCGUCAAGACGUUGCAGGCGAGCGAGAUUUCGGAGCCCUGGAACGGAAUCAUCUACGCCAACGGGACGGUCCAGAAUAGCCCGCCAGAGAGUCUGCAUCCCGGACGAGUCGAGGUGUUCAAGAGCGGCACCAAAUUCUCCAACGGAACCAUUUUGACCGAAGACGUCAUGAACCCUCUCUAUCACUCUACUGUGGUCUAG